This is a messenger RNA of Anopheles stephensi (Asian malaria mosquito), 4149 nucleotides long. RefSeq lists its product as uncharacterized. Lineage: Eukaryota; Metazoa; Arthropoda; Insecta; Diptera; Culicidae. The coding region runs from base 601 to 4149 and encodes 1182 amino acids. Gene Ontology annotation, molecular function: serine-type endopeptidase inhibitor activity. The transcript has 5 exons. The record is from RefSeq and is a predicted model, not a curated record.
GUACGAACGGCAGUCCGAAGCGAUCAGCAGACAGAAGCGGUGUAGCUGCAGCUGGCUGUGACCACUAUCAUCGCGACUAAUCACAAACAGCGCCGAUCGUGCCGUCAAUCGCAUUCCGAACGUCAAACGUUCCGGAUCGAUCGAGUCUACGUUACCCCAGUGAAGUGAAGUGAAGCAGAGGAUCGCAGGAUAACGGGUGAUACAGAUGAUCUUGAGCUAGAAUUCGUGCAGAUCGUGAUCCUGCUAGUGAACUGUAUGUGAAAACGAUCGAGUGAAUUAGUGCGAAAGGAAGUUUUUGUGGUGAAGAAAAACUUCCACAGCCCACACGCGCACAACCACACACAUGCAAGUGAUCUAUCUGUCUUCCUCGUAAUCUCGGUCUCCCUCUCAAUGUUCUGGAACUGGUGGGGAUUCCGGUUUUCGUACGACACAGCGGUGUGUCGCUGUUAGUGGUUAUAAAAGCUGUACUACCGUCCGGUCGCACCAGUUCAGUGUGGUGGUGGUGUGGAUCGUUCGCUGCAGACGACGCGGUGAUCACAGUACGUCGUUGCUCCUAUCGGGACGCGCCGACAUUCGGAACCAGUGUUUUACCGGUUAUUGAUGUUUUCAGUGUCAACAGCUUGUCGGGCAGCAGCCGGAACGAAGAUGCACACACAGAACGAACGUGUUGUAGGACUGCUGGUGGUAUUGGUCUGUGCCACGCUAGUGCCCACAGUGAUAGGACAGCAGCAGCUAGUGUAUCGUCAACAAACAGCACCCGCAAAUCGUCGCACACCGUUUGCUGGUCCCACACCCGUUCCUGCCACACCCGCAGCGCCUCAAGCUACGUGGCUGCAUGGUGCCUCAUUCCGGUACAACCCGGCAUCGGCCGCAGUGACGGAGCUGGCCCGGGUGAUUGGUAGCAUACUGGGGCAGCAGAGCAAGGCAGCCGUCUUCUCGCCAGUCAGUAUUGCGUGCGCACUGUCGCUGAUGUUGAUCGGAGCCGAGCAGGAGACGAAGAACGAGCUGAUCCGUGUGCUCGGGUUCCAGCAGUACAAAGAUCACCUGCACAACAUCCACCAGCUGUACAGUGAGAUGCUGAACGAUUUGGCAAAAACGGAGUUCGAUCGUGUGCCGCCACGCUGGCGUACCGCGAAUCCCUGCUACGACGAUGAGGACGAAGAGGAUGCGGCAGCGGCGGCGGCCGAAUAUCCGGCCGAGAAGGACGUGAUACGGGUGACGAAUGCGGUGUUUGUGCAGGAAGGAUUCCCGCUGAACGCUAGCUUCACGUACUACUCGAAGCGUUACUACAACAGUUCGGCACUGAACGUACCGUUCGCCACCAAUCCGGCACGGGCCACUGCCCUCAUCAAUGCUUGGGCACAGCGGAGCACCGAGGGCAAGAUUCGGGACAUCCUGUCCGAGUCGGUAGCGGCCGAGGCGGAAAUGAUCGUUGCCAGUGCACUGUACUUCAAAGCCCUGUGGUCGGAACCGUUCGAGCAGCAGGCGACGGAGUUGAAACCCUUCUACCCGGACGGCCAUGGGCGCGAAUCGAAACUGGUUCCCACAAUGUCUACCGUCGGCUGCUAUCCGUACUACGAUGCGCGCGAAGUGGAUGCGAAGAUCGUCGGUCUGUCGUACCAGGGCAACAAGUCGGCCCUCUACAUCAUCAUGCCGAACAACUCGACGCGCCAAACGAUGCAGGACUUCCAGCGCCGACUAACGCCCGCCAUGAUCGGCGACCUGGUGUCGAAGAUGACCCAGCGCAAGAUGUUCCUGCAGAUGCCCAAGAUGCAGAUCACCAACACGAUCAAUCUGCGCGACGUGCUGCAGCGGCUCGGGCUGCAAACGAUCUUUAACCGCGGCCAGAGCGAUCUGUCCGGCAUGGUGGCUCGGCCGCAACAGAUCGAGCUGUUUUCGACCCGGUUCGGUGAACCGGGUGCCGCCGGACCGGUCGAUCCGUCGUCCGUCAUCUUUCCCACCGAUUACUUCUACUCGGAACCGACCGCCGAUGUACGGCGCGGGAACGGAAACAACAACAUUAACGCUGCACAGCCAGUUCCAGAGCCGAGCAGGAAUCGUGCGACCGAGCCCCCCCGGGUACAGCUGCACGUGAGCGAGUUCAUCCACCGGGUUGAGCUCGAUAUUAAUGAGAAGGGUACGGAGGGUGGAGCGAUCACGACGUCCACCAUCUUCCGGGCGUUACCGUCCAUCCAUUUCCGGAUCGAUGCACCGUUCCUGCUGCUGGUCGGGCAUGACGAUACGCGGCUACCACUGUUCUACGGUACGAUCUACGACCCAACGCCUAUAUGCUGCGAUGAGCUUAUGAAUGGCUCUCAAACAUCUGGCCCUUCGGAGGGAGGAGCCGGUCCAGGGCAGCUCAAGAUUGGGCCAAGAACACACGAUGACGUAGAUGAAGACCGUGCCGUGCGUUAUCUUUCCAAUGUUACACAAGCGUACGUGACGAAUGGCUAUGGCAGUAGCCACCUUAUCAAUGCAAAUAGGCGCUCGCACGCUUGCAAUUCCUGGCACAUGAUGCACCAUGAAGCGUUCGGUGCCGAUCGAAGCCAUUCAGUCUCGAGAGCAAGCUACAGCGUGUCGGUUGUGCUUGUAGUGCAGUACACAGAGUCUAGCAACAAAUCGUUUCCUAGUGCGGAGUGCAGUUCGAAUGCCAAAAUGAAACACUUGCAAGUACUUUCGUUCACAUUAUGGCUACUGCUGGUACCCUUAGCCCACGGUCAGUGGAAUCGCUAUUACACACAAUCGCCCAGCGUGAGGUACACACCGAUGGUUCGUGCACCGCAACGCGUUGCACUUAGGCAAAACUUUGAGAGUGGUCCAACAGCUGCCCCCUCACCAACCCCGGCCCGAAGACAGCCAGCUGCAUCAGCGACGCCCGGCUAUUCGUCUAGCAGCGGGCUAUCGCUUACCCCGGACAAUGAUUCCAAGAUAUCGCAAGUCGUGGUAGACUUCAUGAUGCGCAUCAGCCGAACGUUGGCACAGCAUCACAGCAAGGCAGAGCUGUUCUCCCCCCUGAGCAUCAUUACCGUGGCCAACCUCCUGUUCCUCGGUUCCGGUGGUGUUACACACGAAGAGUUCGGCAAGGUACUCACCCCGUCCAGCAUGAACUGGAAGCGUAUGCAUCAGCGGUACGGUAGUGUGCUAGCGAAUCUCGUAUCACCGGACCCGGUUGACAGUCGACGGGAUCAAUGGCGCCGCCAGACCUGUCCUCACGAUGAGGACUACGACGAUGUCCCGAACUCCCCAGCAGUGAAAUCGCAGGUUAUUCGCAUCGCGAACGGUAUCUUCUACCAGAAGGAUCUUCCCAUGCGUCAGCAGUACGCCAUGUUGGCCCGCAGCCUGUACGGCGCCUUGGUACAACCGAUCGAUCCGCAAAAUUCGGCCGGCUCCACCGCCAUGAUCAACCGGUGGGUGAGCGAUGUGACGGCAGGCAAAAUUCGCAACAUGCUCGAGAGUUCGCUCAGCCCCAGCUCCAGCGUGGUAAUCGCGAACGCACUCUACUUCAAAGCCAAGUGGAAGACCCAGUUCGAACCGCUCGUGACCCGUGAUGCCCCCUUCUUCCCGGACGGGCUGGGUGGGCCGUCCUAUCGCGUGAAGAUGAUGAGCCUUAGCGGAUGUUUGCCGUUCUACAGGGCGCGUGACGCAAUGGAUGUGUCGAUCGUGGGCCUGCCGUAUCGCGACGAUACCAGCACGAUGUACCUCAUCCAGCCGGCCAACUCGAGCCGCGUUGCCGUCAGACAUCUGCAGGCAUCGCUCACCGGCAAAAUGCUCGACUCGUGGAUCGGUCAGAUGAAGCUGCAGUCGACCAGUGUGCGGCUGCCGAAGAUGCAUCUGCGCAACAGUGUCGAUCUGCUGCAGUCGUUCCAGAAGCUUGGCUUCAACUCGAUCCUCAGCCCGGCCAAAAGUGAUCUUUCGAACAUGAUUGACAGUGCGGCCGCGGGACAGAAACCGUACGUGAAUCAGAUCCUGCACAAGCUCGAUCUGGCGAUCGAUGAGGAGGGUACGGAAGGUGCGGCCGCCACCUCGGCUCUGGUCGAUCGUAUCGGAUCGCAGCGACAGUUUAACGGAAACGCACCGUUCCUGGUCUAUCUGCGGCACGAUGCUACCGGGCUGCCGCUGUUCUAUGGACCGAUCUUCGAUCCGCGCUAG